Molecule: messenger RNA, 1776 nt
Organism: Ostreobium quekettii
Lineage: Eukaryota; Viridiplantae; Chlorophyta; Ulvophyceae; Bryopsidales; Ostreobiaceae
Source: the annotation of a GenBank genome assembly
AUGGCGACGGACAGCUCCAGGGCCGUGACGACCUUGGACGUCGUCAUCGGCAACGGCGCCCCCGCACCGGCGCCCCUGGUCCCAAGGGUCAGCGGCACCAACCUCUCUGCGGUGGCAGAGGUCUUGCCCCGGGGCGCGAGCUGCGCCGACCGUGGCUGUGGUUCAGCCGACCCCGUCGAGGACCACCUGCAGGCGUUGGUUCAGAAGAGGGUGGCGGUGCUGGUCCGGUCCAAGCGGCGGGCCGCCGAGAGGGCCAGAGUCGACGAGGCGCUGCGCGGCAUCCGGCAGGAGGCGGAGGAGAGGGAGCGGUGGCUGACGCGGCUGACGGGCGAGGUGGAGGACUACGAGCUCGUCGGCAGGGCCGCGGAGGCGUCCGCCUUGGAGAGGCUGCGGCGCCAGCUGGACGUCGCGGGGACCAUGCUGGAAGCACAGAGUUCGGAGGCGGCGGCCAGGAGGGGGGCCCUGGAGGCGACCGUGGGCGAGCUGGUGGCCGCCAGGGCGGAGAUGAGGUGGCUGGCGCGCGAGGAGGCGACCCCCGACAGCCCUUGCAGGGCCUGCUCCAUCGACGAACUAGCGGCGCUGUGCGACGAGGCCUUGCGCCUGGAGAAGGCGACGAAGGAAGACCAGGAGCGUGCGGCGGUCGUCUUGGCGGAGAUGGAGGAGGUGGAUGCGGAGGCGGAGGCCCUGAGGGUGGCGCUGGCCAGGGAGACGCGUCGCCUGUACGCCAGCCGCUGCGCGGGGGCGGCGCUCAGGGCGGAGGCCAGGGGGCUGGAGGAGGAGACGGAGAGGGCUAAGGAGAGGGCGGGGGAGAGGACGGCCGAGGCGGCGUGGAUCAUCGACGACAUUGUGGACCUGUCGGCGAGGCUGGCGGGGCUUGACGCCGCCACCUCCUGCCGGGACGAGCAGGCGCAGUUCUGCGCGGGGCUGCUGCCGCAGCUGAGGGACACCAGGCGGCGGGUGCAGGGGAGGGAAAUGGCGCUGGCACUGGAGCGCAGCAUGAGCGAUCGAGGUCCAAAAAGGCGCACCGACGACGAACUGUGCGAUGUGCCCUCGAAAGAAGACCCCCCCUCGUCGUUGGGCAGCGCCAACAGCGCUGCAAGCGCAACGGCAGACAUCAAGAUUGGCGCUGCGUCUCCAACGAUCGAGCUCGAAUUGGCGCCGCCGUCGCCUUGGUACAAUGAGGCUGCAAAGGAAGUUACAUCCACAGUUUCGACGGUGCCAGGAGGAAUGACGAACGGCAGCAGUCAUUCCCGCAACCAUUCACAGGAUAGCGAAGAAGCCGCUGAAGCUGUAGAGCUUCAGGGCAGCAUCGAAAGAAAUAUCGAUGAAGAAACGGUGCUGGGAGGAAUGACGAACGGCACAAGUCAUUCCCGGGAUAGCGAUUCACAGGAAAGCGAAGAAGCCGCUGAAGCCGUAGAGCGGCAGGGCAGCAUCGAAACAAGCAUCGAUAUAGAAGCGGUGCCGGAAGGAACGACGAACGGCACUGGUCAUCCCCACUGCAAGUCACAGGAUAGCAAAGAAGCGGCUGAAGCUGUAGUGCGGCGGGGCAGCAUCGAACGAACGAUCGACGAAGAGACCGCCGUGACACAUCAAAGCCUCGGCAACGGCUCAGGCGCAUGCGCUCAAGGGGAAUGCGCAUCGGUGGGCGCACAGGUGCCAGAUGCUGCCGGCUGUUCGACUGCAAAUAGAGAGAAAUGGGUGCGCAAAAGUUUGAAGAAACUGAUGCCUGGCUCGCUGCUGCAUUUGGGAAAGCCCACGGGGAGUCGUUUAGGUUAG